Messenger RNA from Triticum turgidum subsp. durum (durum wheat), 1506 nucleotides. The record is from the annotation of a GenBank genome assembly. NCBI's taxonomy places the organism in Eukaryota, Viridiplantae, Streptophyta, Magnoliopsida, Poales, Poaceae.
AUGGGGUUCCUCAGCCUCGUGGGCAACUCCUUCGGGUGCUCGGCCUCCGGCGAGCGCCUCGUCUCGGCGGCCCGGGACGGCGACCUGCAGGAGGCGCGCGCGCUCCUCGAGUACAACCCCCGGCUGGCCCGCUACUCCACAUUCGGCGGCCGCAACUCGCCGCUGCACUACGCCGCGGCGCAGGGUCACCAUGAGAUUGUUUCUCUGUUGCUCGAAUCCGGUGUGGAGAUCAACCUCAGGAAUUACAGGGGGCAGACUGCUCUGAUGCAAGCCUGCCAAUAUGGCCACUGGGAGGUUGUUCAGACACUGAUGCUCUUCAAUGCAAAUAUCCACAGGACAGAUUAUUUGAAUGGCGGGAUUGCUAUCCAUUUUGCUGCACUGCAUGGUCAUGCCCGGUGCCUUCGUCUCGUGCUUGCAGAUUAUGUGCCAAGCAUCCCAAACUUCUUAAGCCAGACGAAUCACAGAUCGUCUGAGGAAGUUUCAGAUGCUGAUUUUGAUGAUGAUGGUUUGGUCAAGAUGGUAAACUGGAAGGCAGAUGGAGGCCUAACCCCACUUCAUAUGGCAGCGUUAAAUGGCCAUGUAGAGUGUGUACAGUUGUUAUUGGACCUGGGAGCAUCAGUUUCUGAGGUCACCAUUGAAGAUGGAACGACUAUCGACCUUAUAGGAUCAGGUAGCACCCCACUUCAUUACGCUGCUUGUGGUGGAAAUGCUGUAUGUUGUCAACUUCUUAUUGCUCGAGGAGCCAACCUUGCUGCCAAAAAUGCUAGUGGCUCGACCCCGUUAAUGGUAGCUCAUUCAUGGCAUAGAACCUCUAUUGAGGAAAUUUUGAGUAAUGAACCAGGGGGUCAAACACGUACUCUUCCUUCUCCAUAUUUGUGCCUCCCACUUAUGAGUAUCAUGAGCAUUGCCAGGGAGUGUGGUUGGAGGUACCUAAACAAGUCACCUGUAUGCAUUGACCCAUGUGCUGUCUGCUUAGACGGGAGCUGCUCUGUUGCCGCAGAAGGAUGCAAACACGAGUUCUGCACGAGAUGCGCCCUGUACCUCUGCUCGACCAGCUACACGUCGGCGAACCCCGCGGGCGCCAUACCGUGCCCGCUGUGCCGGCACCCGAUCACCUCCUUCGUGGCGCUCCCCGGCACGAGCCCGAUAAGGGAGCAGCUCCCCCGGAACAGCCUCUCGCUGUCGUUCUGCGCGACGUGCCCGGCGGUGAGCUCCGACUCGGCGGCCCCUGGUGGAGGCCACCCGUACCGGGCCAGCAGCGAGCUCCACUGCGGCGGGGGCAUGCGGAUGCCGCCGAUGGGGUCGUCGUCGUUCCGGUCGCUGAGCUGCCAGGCGAUGAAGCUGAACCCGUCCUUCUGCAUGGGCGCCAUGGACACCAACCCGUGCCUCAUCCGGUGCUCGCGGUUCGGGUCGAGCCUGGGCCGGUCGGCGUCCCACGGCGAGGCCAACCGGCGAGGAGGGGCGUGGCCCGUGACAUUCAGCCCCAUCGUCGCCACCAGCAGCUGA